AGAACAAAAAAACAAAGAACAAAAAAACAAAGAACAAAAAAACAAAGAACACAACAGCUGGGGAUACUGAUCUAUAUGAUCUACUCUAAAAUCAAGGCUUAAUUGCUAGAUUGCUAGCAUGACCAGAAGACAAAACAACUAAAAAUUAGAUGAUGCCAAUCUUUAAACAGUCUCUUUCCUCAUUUGUAUGAGAAAUUUCCUUGGUGUAGUGGAAAUGCUAAAGCAGUGAUGGAGCACCUGGUGGGAAGGCAAGGCCAGCCCAGGGAAGUUCAGCUGCAUGCAAUGUACCUGAGUGACAGGAAGGGCUGAAGCCAAGAUCCACCCCUUCUCAGACUUCAUUUAAGGGUUGGCAGUGGAGGUGAGGGUAUCUUGCUGGAGAUGCCUGCCUACCUGAUGCCCUCCGAAGGUAAGCAGUUUUUUUUAUCUUUGUUCCUGUAAUAGCUGCAUUUAGGCUUGUCCUUCUUUGCUGCAGCUAAAGACUUUGCCUCUCCACUAUUGCUGUAUGUUCCAUUACAUUAUAGUGUUACACUUGGUGUAACAAAAUUGUAACAAAUGAAGAUAACGGAUAUUGUAAGAAGAUAAAGAAACGUAGGUCUCUUGAGAGCCUCUUUACAACUGCAAAGGCUCAGAAAUUUCUAAUUUCAUUAACAGGCCUAUAAGGUAAGGCUGGCUGGCUGCCCAAUUCAACUUUGCCUUGUUGCUUCCCUUUUGGAUUGGGACUGUUCUGUCAUGCAUUAUUUCUAUAUUAGUAUGCACCCUCUGUUCUAUUAGCACCAUGUCUAUUCUUUUCCCCUUGGUACAAAAAUCGUAGCUGUCAGCAAUGACCCUUAAAUAAGUCAUGGGACUGUGAUUACUACCUCGCUUUCCUUGUUAUUUAGGACUCACAACACCCCUUACCCCACAAAGAGUUUUGUUUUUAGGUUAUUCUUUAAUUACCUUGAAACCUUUACUACACAGAGGUUGGGGGCAAGGGUAUGUACAGUGGAACAUAGUUACAGAUUUGUUGUGCCUCUUCCUAUCUGGAAUCCUUAAAGUGGAUUGGCAGGAGAAAAAAAAAAAGCAUAUAUGGCUGUAAUAUGUAGAAAUACAUUUCUAUUAAUAAGGAAUUAUUUACUGAGAUCCAUCUGCCCCUACUGUAGCACAUGAAUGCAAAAGGGUAUACAUGCCAUCAUGUAGAACUUGGGGGGGAAAAAAAAAAUCUUAAACAAACAACAACAAAACUGUAGUGCUUUAGAAGUCAUGGAAAGUAUGAUAACAAAUCAAUGGUGGAACUCAAAAAGCACUGCCAGUGGGCAGACCAGCUAUGCCUCUAGGAUAAGGGUAAGCUGUGUGUGUGCGUAGCAGUCAGCUGCUGAGUUUGAAGGCAGGAAAACAUUGCGGGGGGAGGGGGGAGGAGGAAGGGGAUAAUGGAAGCUGCUGCACCAAGAGCAAUUUUUCAGGUAAAAGUGUUUUAUAGAUAAAUGCUCUACACAGAAUCAUAUCUUUAAGAUGAAAAAAGACCUCACGAAGCACAAACCCCCUUUCCCACUAGCCCGAUCCCUUGGUGCUGCAUCUCCACAGUUAUGGAAUUUUUCCAGACUAUGACUGCCACUUCUCAGGAAGGCUGUUUCAACACCUGGCCACUCUUUCUGAGAAGACAUUUCUCCUAAUACCCAAGCUGUCUUGUUUCCCUGUAGGGUAGGAUUCUAAGGAAUACACACCACUUUCUCAGCACUUUGUUUUUUAUCUGCCUGAUUUGCUGAAAGACAGUCGAAGUGGUUUCUGAUCCAGCACUGUGCAAUCUACAUCUCUACCUCCUCCAAUUGCAGAAGACAGUGGGUGGAGUCAUCUGAAGUCUGGAAUCAUCAAUAUAUCAGAAGAAAGCAAUAAUUAAAAAGCUUUCCUAGGCCUCUGGCUCGUAACGGAUUAUCAGAAAUAAGAAUGGUCACGUGGCCACCGACCACUGUGCAGCACCUGUAGCUUCGUUGCAGAUGUGCUCCUGUUGCUUGUCGGGACGUACCAUUGCCUACCCCCUCGUCUUUCACGUCAUUCUCCGUUCCCGCAUCUACCUGCGCUCGCGGCGGCGGGCGAGACCGGCGCGCAGCACGACCGCCCUGACCCUACUGGGCGCGGUCACCUCACGGUCUAACAGCCGCCGCGCGUGCGAGAGGCGGCAGCCAAUGGGGCGAGCGGAAUGCAGCGCCGCCAAUCAGAGAGCAGGCGCGGCUGCAUUUGAACGCGGCGGUCGAGACGGUUGUCCGCCGGCGGUAUUCUGUCCCGUCUCGGUCUCCUGCCUGCGUAAGUACAGACCCAAGAACAGGAACAAGAUGGCAUCUAUGCUUCAAAACGUCAGGGCAACAAUGGACUGGCAGAGACACCUGCUUUUAGCUGACUUUGAGAAUGAGAGGCCUGUACCAGACAAAUUCAAGAGAAAAACAGCUUUCAGUUCUCUUAAUACUAUCUGCAUGUCUCUAAGAAAGCGAAUACCGUUAAAGCAAGUAGAGCUGAAUUUCCAUGAGACACCACUUUGGGAAAACAUGGAAGCAAGAAAGAAGAGCCAAGUGCUCCAAAGUAUUACAAGAACAGCAAGAAAUGCUUUUGGAACAGUGUCACAGAAAAUACAGAAGACUUGCCAAAGCCCAGGACAUUCGACUGUGACCUUUCCAGCUGAAGACAUCGGCAGCAGCUUUGCAACCAGUUUUUCCAAGAAAAGAACAGUACAAACACCUUGCCUUAGUAUGAACAGCAUUACUCCAGCAGCUAGUUCCAAAUGCACUCCAAGAUCCAGCAGAAGAUGCUUGCUAUGGCCAACAAGGUUGUCAGAACAUACAAAAUUGAGGGGUUUCCCAUCUUGGCGUGGUGAAGAUGCUGUCCCACUCUUGAGAUCAAGGAGAGCAUCAGCAGCACUGAAGAGCCUCUAUUCAUCACCUACUCCUGCCAGCAGAAGAAUAGAGGAGUUUGACUCUGAGUUGGAACUGGUCUCUUCAGGGAUUCACCAACUGGAGCAUCUCUUCUGGGCAUCUGAUGAUGAUACCGUACAAGGGGAGAGGCAGCAUGCAAUAUCAAACUACUGCUAUUCUAAUGGCACGAAGUUUGCAGCCUGUGCAUCAAUCUUGGGAACUUCCUCAGGCUGUCAGAAGGCAAGGAAAGAAACUCCAUUCAGCAGUUGGUGCCUGGACAGAGAUGGCUAUAAAUACCGUUAAUUUAUGAACAUACAUAAAGGAAAACUUCAUUUGAGAUAUGAGACUACACCUUAUACAUGAGACUACACCUUAUACUCUGCACAGAACUGUGUGCUUUAAAAACAAGUACAUUUUGUAAUACUUUUUGGCAGAGCAGUCUAAAACUACUCUUGCCCUGCUUUUGCUGUUCAAGUCAAAUGGAGAAAUAAAUUUGAACCACAGUGUACUAUCUA
Molecule: messenger RNA, 3394 nt
Organism: Meleagris gallopavo (turkey)
Lineage: Eukaryota; Metazoa; Chordata; Aves; Galliformes; Phasianidae
Gene: PIMREG
Product: PICALM interacting mitotic regulator
Source: RefSeq, a predicted model, not a curated record